Messenger RNA from Quercus robur (English oak), 1194 nucleotides. RefSeq lists its product as uncharacterized. The transcript has 5 exons. Lineage: Eukaryota; Viridiplantae; Streptophyta; Magnoliopsida; Fagales; Fagaceae. Gene Ontology annotation, biological process: microtubule cytoskeleton organization. Bases 184 to 1071 code for a protein of 295 amino acids. Gene Ontology annotation, cellular component: cytoplasmic microtubule. The record is from RefSeq and is a predicted model, not a curated record. Gene Ontology annotation, molecular function: microtubule binding.
GCCCAACGUCUCUUUUCAACUUUUUCAAAAUUUAAAAUUUAAAACGAGAAAAGUAAGAUCCUUUAUACUACAACCAGUUUGGUAACUUGAAAGGCAGAAUUAACAUACUUUCCCUGUUAAGAAUCAGAACCCCACUCCGCCCAGCCCUUCAAAUCAAAUUUCUUCAUCUCUCUCUUUCUCACAAUGGCGUUGAGACCCAUUGAUAAUGCUCUUCCAACAACACCAGAAAGGCCCAAAAAGCAAGCAAAAGUUGUGGUUCCAAUCCAAAAACAAUCUGAUUCUAUUGUCAAUGACGAGAACAAGGCACCCACUGCUGCUGAUGCCACUGUUGAAUAUAUUUUGUCUGAAAAUCUCGAGGCCAUACCAAAUCCUGAGUCCAAGAUCCAAAGCUUGAUUGAAGGGUUAGAGUCAAAGGAUUGGAUAAAAGUUUGUGAGUCACUGAAUGAUGUCAGGCGAUUUGCGUUGUAUCAUUCUACUCUAUUGCUUCCGCUCUUGGAAAAAGUAGUGUUGGCGUUGGUGAAGGCCAUGAAAAAUCCAAGAAGUGCUUUGUGCAAGACCUCUAUUAUGGCUUCAUCUGAUAUUUUCCAUGCCUACGGUGACAAGUUCCUCGACUCCUUCCCAUCUGAUGCAUUUGACCAAUUGCUGCUGCAGCUACUACUGAAAGCGUCCCAAGACAAGCGAUUUGUAUGUGAAGAAGCAGACAAGGCACUAAGCGCAAUGGUGGGGUCAAUGACUCCCUUGCCUCUGCUUAAUAAGCUCCGCGUGUAUGUUAGCCAUGCCAACUUUAGAAUCAGAGCCAAGGCUGCCAUUUCCAUCUCAAAUUGUGUUUCUAAGAUGGGGCUAGAAGGAAUGAAAGAGUUUGGGUUAGUAGAAUUGGUUCAAAUGUCUGCAGAUUUAUUGAAAGAUAGACUGCCUGAGGCAAGAGAAGCUGCAAGAAGUGUUGUGAUUUCAAUAUAUGAGGCUUUUACAGAGAGUGAAGAGCAGAAGCAGGAGGCAUGGCAAAGCUUUUGCCAGUCUAAUUUAUCACCCAUUCAUGCUCAGUCCAUGUUCAAGAUUAUCCCUUCUUUAUAGAACUUAGGGUAGCAGUGUGAGGGUGGUAGCAGUAGAACUUGUCACGGCAAGAGGCCCUGUAAUUGUUUCAUGUAAAUGCUGGUUUUUACAUGAAAUCUACGCGUGGAAAAAUGUUGAGAUUUU